AUGACCAACACAAGUACACCAAAGGACUUUAUCCUUUUAGGCUUCUCCAAAUGGCCCCAGCUGGAAAAAGUUCUCUUCUGGAUUGUGGCUAUCUUCUACAUCAUGACUGUCUUUGGCAAUAUGACAAUCAUUAUGCUCUCUUGUAUUGACCCUCAUCUCUACACCCCUAUGUAUUUCUUUCUCAGCAAUCUCUCCUUCUUGGAGCUCUGCUUUACCACAACCUCAGUGCCUCAGAUGUUGUCAAAUUUGUGGGGGCAAGAGAAGACCAUAACUUACACAGGUUGUGUCAUCCAACUGUUCAUGUUCCUUGGUGUUGGUGUGACAGAAGGUGUCUUGCUGGUGGUGAUGGCAUUUGACCGCUAUGUUGCUGUCUGCCAGCCACUGCACUACACCAUCAUCAUGAACCGUCCACUCUGUUGGAAGCUUGCCCUUAUGGCCUGGAUCUCUGGCCUGAUGGAAUCGCUGAUCCAAUCUCCUAUUACACUUCAGCUGUCCUUCUGUGCCCACCAUCGUGUGGAUGACAUUCUCUGUGAGGUGCCUGCUCUCAUACGUCUGGCAUGUGGAGACACUACCUUAAAUGAGUGGCCAAUGACCAUCUCAGCCAUCCUGUUCACUAUCCUGCCUGUGGCUUUGAUCUUAACUUCUUAUAGCUAUAUAGCUCAAGCCAUAUGGAAAAUCAAAUCAGAAGAAGGGAGGCAAAAAGCCAUUGUCACCUGCUCCUCCCAUCUUUUGGUUGUCUUCAUGUUUUACGGGACAGUGGCAAUGGCUUACACAGAUCCUAAAAGCAAAUUUGCUUCUGAAUAUGGUAGAUUCUUCACCUUCUUCUACACUGUGGUCACACCAUUAUUGAACCCUCUCAUCUAUACCCUGAGGAACAAAGAGGUAAAAGAGGCUCUGCAAAGAUUGCUGAAGAAGAGUAUCAGGCAAUGGAAAAUGUAG
Messenger RNA from Orycteropus afer afer, 939 nucleotides. Its product is annotated as olfactory receptor 15-like. The record is from RefSeq and is a predicted model, not a curated record. Gene Ontology annotation, molecular function: G protein-coupled receptor activity; olfactory receptor activity. Gene Ontology annotation, biological process: G protein-coupled receptor signaling pathway. Lineage: Eukaryota; Metazoa; Chordata; Mammalia; Tubulidentata; Orycteropodidae. Gene Ontology annotation, cellular component: membrane.